Molecule: messenger RNA, 6762 nt
Organism: Morone saxatilis (striped sea-bass)
Lineage: Eukaryota; Metazoa; Chordata; Actinopteri; Moronidae
Gene: plekhf2
Product: pleckstrin homology domain containing, family F (with FYVE domain) member 2
Exons: 2
Coding region: 100-840 (246 amino acids)
Molecular function (GO): phosphatidylinositol binding; metal ion binding
Source: RefSeq, a predicted model, not a curated record
UGUCAGCCUGCUCGUGUUAAGCCUCUAUGUUCGAGACUUCCUGUGUCGUUAAAUCUUGUUUUGAAGUCAACAGCUGAGCCGGUUGCAGGUGAGGUGAAGAUGGUGGACCGGCUUGCGAACAGCGAAGCCAACUCCAAGCGGAUCGGGGUGGUGGAGGGCUGCUUCGGCGCCGCGGGCCAGCCGCUGGCCAUCCCAGGCCGCGUGCUGAUCGGCGAGGGCGUCCUCACCAAACUCUGCCGCAAGAAGCCCAAGGCGCGCCAGUUCUUCCUCUUCAACGACAUCCUGGUCUACGGCAACAUCGUCAUCCAGAAGAAGAAGUACAACAAGCAGCACAUCAUCCCGCUGGAGAGCGUCACCAUCGACACGGUGCCGGACGAGGGCGACCUGCGCAACGGCUGGCUCAUCAAGACACCCACCAAGUCCUUCGCCGUCUACGCCGCCACCGCCACCGAGAAGUCCGAGUGGAUGAGCCACAUAGGGAAGUGCGUGGGAGACUUGCUGCAGAAGAGCGGCAAGGCCCCGACGGGCGAGCACGCCGCCGUCUGGGUCCCCGACUCGGAGGCGACGGUUUGUAUGCGCUGCCAGAAGGUGAAGUUCACGCCGGUCAGCCGCCGCCACCACUGCAGGAAGUGCGGCUACGUGGUUUGCGGGCCGUGCUCAGAGAAGAAGUACCUCCUGCCCAGCCAGUCGUCCAAACCCGUUCGCGUCUGCGAGUAUUGCUUCGUGCAGCUGACAUCAGGAGGCCUCGGGCCGCGCUCAGACUCCAUCGGCCGGCCGGGGUCAAAGUUCAACAGCAACAACCUGUCGGACGAUGACGACGAAGACGACAGCAGUGACUGAGGAACGAAGCGUCCUCCCGACGGCCUCUCGUCCCCACGUCGAGGAGGAAAUAGUUCCUUUAUGGUGUCGUUUCUUUCUCCUCCCAGAUGAUCCAAUCACGCUCCUCCACCUCUGAGGAUUCAUUCACUGGUUCACUUUGGAGUUCCAGUCUCAAACCAAAAUAUUUGAUCUUUUCCUCUGAUUCCAGCAGGGAUACAUGUUUUCAUGAACACAAGUGAUUAAACAAUGAAAUGUGGAAUUAACGGGGUGACCAGCAGAACUCUGGGAAGAAGUCAGACUCAUUCACCGCUCCCACUCUGCUCAGUCCGCCCCUUCUCUCUUGACUUUUAAUUAGGCUGCAAUUAGUCACUACAGAACACAAUGGUGCUAAUGAGAAACACCCUCUGUCCUCCUCCUAAGUUAAUCUCAUCUAAGAGGCUUCUUUUUCUUAGUUUUUUUCUUUGCAUUUGUCCGUGAACUACACGAGGUGAUUGCUUGUCAUUUCUGCAGGGAAAAGCAAAUGUUUGGGCUCUAACCUUUAUCUCCUCUGUCCUUCAGGUAUCACACCAAACGGGGCUUUUUUAUAACACAGGUUUGGUAUUUUUCUGCCCUAUUUUGUAAACUUGUCUCAAGCUGAAGCAAAGAUCCCUUUUUAUAAAUAACAAAAUGUAGAUAUUACGCUAAACCCAGAGCUUUUCUAGUUGACCUAAUAAUAUAGUUGCUUCUGACAAAUCAGCUGAAGCUUGUCUCGCAGUGAGUGUGUCCGUCUCUAACACACUUUUGUGAGUUUAGUUUCUUAGCGGCUUAAAAAAAUUAAAUAACUCUACCGUUUGCCUAUACGGUCACGUAGUGCCUUGUAGGAAAUGGAGCUCGGCCUUCAGUAGGAAAAAGGUUAUUUGUUAAUGAAUCCAGGCUGCAAAAAAACAGGCACCUCGCUAUAGGGUGCCUCUGAAACACAUUACACAGGAUGGAGUUGUUGUGCAGUUUGGUGCGUGUUUGCAGUUAACAGAAGAGCAGAGAGAUUACCGACCCGCAACACACAGGAAGAGUCCAAAGCAGACUGUUCCUGGAAAGUUUGUUUCCCACCACACAGUGAACUGGAACAUGUUUGAGUUGUUAGAAAGCCAGGCAUUAGUGUGCAGAUGAGCUGCUGCUUGUAAUGCUUCUGUAAUCUGGAUCUUCCCACAACCUGAACCUGGUUCUAGCCCCUGCCUUGGGUUUCCAUUGUUUUACAUCCCUGAACAUUUUGGAUCAAUGGAUAAACGUCUUUAAAAACGUGUUGUGGGUCGGACUACAGUGAAAGAUUUUCUUUUUAAAAUGUCAGAACCAUUAGUUGAUAAAAGGUCGACAGGGCUGCAACGAACAAUUAAUUUCUAACAAACACAGAAAAUCAUCUCAUUUGAGAAAGUUAAAUCAGACAAAUUGAACAUUUUUCUUCAAGAAAUGACUCAAAAAGAUUACUUUAAUAGUUACUAAUCGACCAAUCGCUGCAGCUCUAGAGGUCGACUGAAUGGAGCAUAGAGAGAGAAAAACAGCAGACCAGCCCGUCGAACCUCCCGCUGCCUAAACUGGAAUUAGCCCGGAGAGAGUAUAAUUCCAGCAUUGGUGGAAAAACUGUUACAUGACUACCCAAACUUUAAUGGGAAAUGUAAAGUGCACAACAAAUAACAGAACAAGGCUGCAAACACAGGUCACAUAUUGAGAAUAUUGUGGCUUCGGGUUGUUUAAGUUCCUCCAAUAGAAGAAGUUUCCUCCCUCUUGAACUGAACGCUUCCACAAAAGUGCAGAUGCGUGAAAUAUUUGCCGGCUGUGAUUUAAUGUCUCAUUUCAUUUGAGACUAUUUGAGAUCAGGAACAUGAUCUAGAAACUGUAAUGCCAGAGAGAGAGCAGGGAGGAGCAGUCUGGGUACUUGGCUGAUGCCUCCAGUGGAUGAAGUGAAAUGCAAUAAUCAGGAAGUGUUAGGUUAGCGUGUGUUUCCCUCUCUAAUCACGUGAUCUUGCAUCAUACUCUGUGUAAUAAGUUUCUCAGUAUUUGAGGUGGUUUGCAUUCACUGGAAAGAACUCGUCAGGAAACCAGCGUGUCGUCUUCCUGUCAGCGACUCUUCCCCGUGCUGCUCUGAGGUCAGAGGACCACGCCAUGUCACAAAACUAACGCACCCCUCCUGAACUCUGCUGUGUAAACUUUCUCUCUGCCAACACAAGCUAACACGGCCGUCCUUCCCUCCUUCCUUUUAUGUGUCCUUUCUCCCCUCCUUCCUUUUUUCCCAGGCACUUUCCUAUGAGAAGCACAGUCUGAUUGACCAUGUGACGUGUGUGUGUGUGGCCUAAAAUCAUGUGAUCAGACACUGAACCAGGAAGUGAAAAGGCUGCUUUGGGGGAUAACGGCGAACUACCUGGCGCUGCCAACAGAGGGUUCAGGUUCAGUAACUCACAGAUGUUCAUGUCAUCAGUUUCUCUUCCCGGUGACUCCUGUGAAGAGUUUCAUUCCUUUUUAAAGAGGCGAAGCCGCCGGCAGGAGUGACUCAGCUCACUCUCAAAGAAAGGAAAAACACAUGACCUAGUUUCCUAUAAGCUGGUAUUAAUCAUUCUGGGAGCCAAAAGCUUUUACUAAAUGAGCAAAUUAUUCAUUUUUAAUCAGAUAUUUAAUCCGUUUUAAGUAUUUGACUCAGACACUACUCUGAUGGUCCUUUCACUCUAAUCGGGUCAUGAAUGGUGCUGUUGUGUUGCUGCACGUCUUUGGUCUGUAUUUAAAGGGCGAUACGCAGCCUCUUAACGAAGAGUUGAUAACGUGAUGAACGCUGCAGUUUCCUCUACCGGCCACUAGAGGCUCCAGCAGUGAGUCAGUCUCCAUAAGGCCCUGUAUUAAAACGCCCAACUUAGAAAAACAGUUUUGGUCUCUAUAUGUUUUUCUCAUGACAGCUGUACCGGGGGGUGAAUGUUAAAGAACUCACCUGUUUAAAUUCUAUUAAAGCCUAACAAUGUGUAUAACGGAGGGCGUUUGAGUGACAGUAACCAGGCUUCAUUCAGCCGACGUCACAGAGACUGUAGACAGUUUUAAUUAUACAGCAUAUGGUUCCAAAAUCCCUCCACUUUGACUAUAUAGUGCUCUACAUUUACAGAACGGACGUUGGAAUGAAACUCUUCAGGGCUGCGCUGUAAAAGUGAUGACAUGUCUCUGAAACAGGAACCGUCUUGUUUCACCUUCACCUGAGAUCAAACAGGGAAAAUAAAAAGCUGCAUCUAAGAGACGAAGAGCAGCUCAACCUUUACGAGUGACACUCGUAAACAGUCGGAGCAUUAUCUUUGUACACAGUCCGUAAUCUGCCUGUUUGACGAUAAGCAGCAGAAUGGGGAGAAGAAAGGGAUCAUUUUUCUUUUUAUGUCUUUUUAAUUUUACAGAUUUAAGUUAAUGUUUGUGUUGCUGCAGUUAAAGCGAUUAGAGAAAUGUUAAUGAUCACUAACCAGCUGUCCUUUAUACUCGCUGUGGCCGAGGUGCCGAGGGAGGAGACGUCCUCACCGUCGAACCCCGGAGGUCCGGCCUCAGGUUUGCUGUGGAUUGCACUUAACAAAGUUGGCACAUUGACUUUGAUCCAGGUUGAGUUCUUACUGCAUACUGUUCACGUCCACAGUGACUCGCUGGGCGUUCUAAGAUGAACCUUCAUGUUUUAAUCCUGUUGAUUUUUGUACAUUUGUACAGAUGUGUUUUGGGUUAUUUAGUUUUUUGCUGUACAGUUAUGAUCAGUUCUGAAAUGACGCUGUUUCAGGUCUCCCUGUGCUCAGCCCUCUUCCUCCUCUUCCUCCUCUUCCUCCUCCUCCUGUCAGUCACAUCUCAGCAGCAUCUGCAGCUUUUUCUCUAAAAGGGGCGGUCUUCCUCCUUGGAGGUUUGAACUCUUCCUGUCAGCGCGACUACGUGCACUUUAGCAACCACUCGACUUUCUCCAGUGAGCUAAUUUGUCGGAUAAACCAGAAACCUCCCCAGGUAGAUUUGUCCUGGAGAAAGGCGAUUUCAUGGCCAUGAAUACGGGUAACCGGGUUUCUGAUGGGCUUUAUACACGUACGCGUGUGCAAGACAAAGACUGCAGACGCAGACCGCCUCUGGAAGUCGUUCUCACAGAUGAAUUCAGACACUGUGGAGCCUCGUACUGUACCACAAACCAAAAAUACAGCAAACGAAAAGAGACAAAAAGCCGUGUUUUUACUGUAGUAUCCUGGUUUCUUGAGUGCAUGUAAACGCAUCGUUUGAGCGCCACUCUCCGGACGUCGGCUGGUAGACUGUUCUUCUCUUUAUUGUCCCGCACAGUGAGAGCGGCAGUGCGUCCAGCUGCUUGUGUGUACACACUGUGAGCCUCCGAUUACAGACGCUGAUUCUUUUAGUAACAAAGCAUUGACUCGGAAAAUGUCCCAUGUAAUCAAUCACACAUGAAAUGGCUUUGACUUUUAUUUUCAUUUGGAGGAUUUUUCUUUUAAUAUCUGAGCUGCAGAACAAAUGCUGGUUAAGUCACAUGAACAGCAAAACAAACACGGGAGAAAAGGUGUUUAGCUUGUGUAUGAUUCUAUUCUCUACUUUUACUACUUGUAGAUAUAUGGAUGCUAAUUAACUGAAGUAAAGUCUUGAAUUCAGUGUUUUUACUCUGUUUAUAUAUUUUACAAUAUCGUCACUUUCAGAGCGAUUGGAUGAAACAUAUUGUGGUGUCCAACUUAUUAAAUGCUUAUAUAACUUAGUUUAAGGCUUGAAAUUACACGCAAUAAUGAAUAAAAAUGUGUCUUCAAAAGACGAUAACUCGUUACACAGGACACACUAGAUCCACUGACCGUUCACUGAAUAUAUCUGUAAUACAUACUGAGUAUCUGAAUAUGCAUAAAUGGUUCAGUAGUUCAGACCUUUCAGCAUUAUCCCAGAUUCAUAAAGGCAGACGUCAUUAAAAACACAGAAUUAUUUAGCUGUUCCAAUAAACGUCGAUACUAAAUAGUGACAGGAUUUAAAUACUAAACUGACAACAGUUUUAAAAGAGAGUUUUAGGUAGACAAAUUUAAACUUCGUGCAAAUGUCCAUCCAGCACAACUAAACUUAAAUCUAUCAAAUAGGAAUCAAGUUUUCAGAAACACAUUGUAGUUUACUGUUCAGCCGUAAUUAUGUAGAAGUUACAGGGCGGCCGUGUUUUAAGAUCCAAAAGCAAAGCCCACUGUUUACAGCGUGGAUGCUCGUGGCGUUAUUGUUCGAGGCGGCUCUUUAACUGCAUCCAAUCUUCGUUGUCUUGCUUGUGCGGCCAAUUAUAGUGUUGUUGUUCACACCCUGUGCAGCGGAUAUAAAGUGUGUCACUGUUUCAGCCAAUUUACACACGGAGCUGUGCUCUGCUUCAGUUCUCAUGCAGCAAACUUUCACAAUCAAUGGGGACAAAAAAAGGCAGCAGAGACAACAAAUGUGACUGCUGACGCUGAGCUCAUGUUGGAAACAGAAAGGCCUAGUAAGUUGACCCUUGAGUUAAACUCGUCUCGCAGUCCAAUGCGUCCACGGGCUGAGAAAUAAGCUCACAAGUGGAAGCGGUGACGUGAGCUUUCUUUUAUUUUUGUUGCUCACAGUGUGAACACACACACCAGUUAGUGAGAGCGACGGGACUCGACUGCCUUUGUGCGAAUUAAUUAGGAAAAAGAAAAGCUGCAGAUCCUGAGAUUCAGUGUGGAAACGAAAUAAUGAGGAGACAUCUUGGGACAGCUGAAAGCGAGAUCAUUGUGUGUUAUUGUGCGAUCUUUAAUGUCCUCCCUCUGUUGCUGUUUGAUUGUUUCAUUUUUUUGUGUUUAGUUUUCAUUUUACUUCUUUUUUUAAAAGCUUCUAAAAAGGGCUUCAAUCAGAAUGUAACCCAGCAUAUCAUUGUUCAUUACUAAUUCCUCCAGAAACCUUUAAGUAUAUAUAUUAUAUAUAAAUAAUGUAUUGCUUAAAGCCGCA